AUGCCAUUAUUUUGGAAAGCAGUUGCAAUCCUAGAACUUACAUGUAGCCUACCUGUGAUUGUCACAGCAUCUGAUGGUGCGUCUGCCAAUCGCAAGUUUUACCGUAUGCAUGCAGCAAUGGACAAAAAUGCAGGGAAAUCGGUUGUUUAUCAUACUGUGAAUGUGUAUGCUCCUGACCGAUUUAUAUGGUUGUUUGCAGACGCUCCCCACUUAAUGAAAACUGCUCGCAACUGCCUGUACCACUCUAGCACUGGAAAGUCCACAAGAUGUAUGUGGAAUGAUGGCAAGUAUCUUCUCUGGCAGCAUAUCUGCACAAUUGUUAAUGAUGAUGCUGAAAAUGGACUUAAACUUUGCCCAAAGCUCUCAUGUGAGCACACUCAGUUGACUUCCUAUUCAGUAAUGAAUGUUCGUCUGGCUGCCCAAGUCCUGAGUGAAACCACAGGAAAAAUUCUGAAAGAAUACCACUCCCCUGAUAUGCAUGGUACUGCUGAAUUUUGUUUGCAACUUGAUAAAUUCUUUGACUGUUUAAAUGUCCGUAGCAGAGAAGAGGGAAAUUUCAAGCAUAAAGAUGCACUUAAGCCAUACACUUCGCAUGAUGAUGAAAGGCUGAAAUGGCUUGAGAAUACUUUUCUAAAGUACUCAGAAGACUGGAAAAAGAGCACUGAAGACAGACCAGGUAAUUUCAGCCCUACUGACAGACAGAAAAUGUUUCUGUCAUUGCAGACUUAUGAAGGUUUGCAGAUGACAGUUUACUCUGUGAUCGAGGUUACUAAGUUUCUACUUAGUAAAGGGAUCUUAGGGAUGACCUUUGUUCUAACAAAUCGCUUCAACCAGGAUGUUGUAGAAGAAUAUUUUGGACGGCAACGCAGCUUAGGCCGCCGCAGUGACAACCCAAACAUUUGGCAAUUCGGGUUUAAUGAUAACAUAAUACGCACUCAGAGAUCUGUAGCCCCAGUCACUGGGACUACAGAAGGAAGACAUGAUAAGAAGAGAAAGCUUUCAUGGACAGAUGUUGAUGAAACUCCUUUGAAAAGAAGGCAAAAAAACAAAUCGGUUUAG
Paramuricea clavata is the source of this 1059-nucleotide messenger RNA. The record is from the annotation of a GenBank genome assembly. NCBI's taxonomy places the organism in Eukaryota, Metazoa, Cnidaria, Anthozoa, Malacalcyonacea, Plexauridae.